AACAUGGCGGCGCACAUUGCCAGAGCUGUGAAGCGACUAACCCCUCAGGAGAGCGGUUGGCUCCUGCCCGCAGCCUGGCAGUUGUAUACGGAAGCAUGGCGUUAUCACCAUCACUCUGCAGGCCCCUCACUGCGCUACAUACCCCGCAGGGCGGUUCUCUACUGCCCUGGAAAUGAUGAGCGAAAAUUGAGGAAACUCGCCUCUCUGGAUGUCGACUGUGCCGUCUUGGACUGUGAGGAUGGCGUAGCCCUCAGCAAAAAGACGGAGGCCAGGGAGACCAUUCCCAGGAUGUUGGCUGAACUCGACCUGGGGCGGACGGAGAAGUGUGUGAGGGUGAACUCUGUGUCCAGCGGCUUAGCUGAGGCUGACCUGCAGGUCAUCCUGCAGGCUGACGUUCUGCCUCCUGCCGUCAUGUUGCCCAAAGUGGAGGACACGCAGGAGGUGCAGUGGUUUGUUGACAGGUUUCAGCACCACUUGAAAGGACGGGCACUGACAGAACCCAUUCGCCUGGUCACCUUUGUGGAAACCGCUGUGGGUCUGCUCAAUUUUAAGGCCGUGUGUGAGGAAGUCCGUCGACUUGCUCCCAAAGCGGGUCUCCACCAUGACGGCGUGGUAUUCGGCUCUGAUGACUUCUGUGCCAGCAUAGGUGCCACUCGUACUAAAGAUGCCAGGGAACUCCUCUACGCAAGGCAGAAGGUGGUAGUGACCACCAAAGCAUUUGGGCUGCAGGCCAUCGACCUGGUCUACAUCGACUACAAGGACGUGGAGGGGCUGAGGCGGCAGGCCAGAGAGGGCGCUCUCAUGGGAUUCACAGGUAAGCAGGUUAUCCACCCAGGGCAGAUCCAGGCUGUGCAGGAAGAGUUCUCCCCCAGUCCAGAGAGGGUUCAGUGGGCCAAAGAGCUCAUUGCUGCGUUUGACCAGCACCAGAAGGAGGGAAAGGGUGCGUUUACCUUCCGCGGCAGCAUGAUCGACAUGCCCUCAGUGAAGCAGGCACAGAACAUCAUAUCGCUUGCCGUCGUGGUGUCGGAGAAAUAACACAGGUGAUGGGAACAAACUGGAGAAACUGCACAACUCCACCCUGACAGGAGGAAAGGACAAUGGAACUGUUGCAAGUUUCAUAGCACUUCAGAAACUUAUGGACUAUGUUGCCUGGCAUCAGUAAAUGCUGUUAACUGUGGUUUUAAUUUAAGUUUUUUUUUAAAAGUUUGAUUAAAUGAUUGUGAUUGUGGUGGUUCUGUUUUGUUUAGGAUGUUUUAAACAAUCUAAAAUCUGCAUAUAGCGAGCAGCAGCAGCACAUUUCUGCCUCUUAAACCGGAGUCUUGCCGAUCACUGCCCUGUGUGGGCACUUUCUUGGCACACUCUCCAGUGUGUGCGCCAUCAUGCCAUUCUCCAGCGUGUGUGCCCCUGCCUCCCAUCUCUCCUAGGUCAUGAUGAAUGCUCUCCCAUCUCCACGGUCCAUGCAGCUGGGCGAAAGGGUAAACAAACACAACAAGCCACUGUUGUGGAUCUAUUCAUUAGGCCCCCAGUCUUCCAGUCAGGCCUCAGCCCCCUGCCCAGGGCCUGACUCACAAACAUCAAAGUCUUGCAGGCUUGGAAAAAAAACCUCACAGAUGGAAGUGCGUAAACUCACGAUUUAGCUUUUUUGUGUCAGUCUCCUUAGUAAAGACAUGCAGCUCGCCCUGUGGCAGCUGCGGGCCUGUGGUCUUGAUGGAGAAGGCGUGUGGCGUCAGACACACCAUGACCUGUGCGGAAAAUAAACACUGCAUACAUGCACACGCUGCGGCAGUAUUCCUAACAUGAUCUCUCAUUUAACACAAAGAGUUAAACUGUGAUUUUUUAGCUGUUUUUGUCCACCUGUUUUUUAUCAGCAUGCUGAAAAGCUACUUGUGAAAUGAACUUCGGAACAAGUUCAGUAAAGUCGUUUGUUGUGCCGUCACAAAUAAAAGUACAAUGGGGCUCUGUGGAGCGCUUGUGCAUGUCUGACUUCCAGAAACAGUGAAGUGGGUGUGAUGUUAGAGUGAGACAGAUUAGUGGCCAUGUUGCUCCAGCAGACCAGGACCGAGGCUUUGUCUCUCUGACUGUGGAUGGGAGGAUAAUUGGGGGGGUGUUGAAUGGUUAAUAGUGCCAUUGGUGACCAUGGUAAUGAAAAGCACCAUACCUCCCCUACCCCACCUCAUCCACUCAUCUCUCUCUCUCUCUUUCUCUCUCUCUCUCCCUCUAUCUCUCCCUCUCUCUCUCCAGUACUGUAUGAUCUAUUGUGUCUGGGGCAGGACUGUGGUCUGUGCCAGGCCAGGCCAGACAAAAAGAUCGAAACCACUCCUGCGCCCAGCCAAAGACCCGAACAGUAAGCUGUCUCUUUGGCAUUUGGCCACAUAUUUCUCCCACCCCUGGCUCACUUUUUCUGUCGGGAAUUCACAUUCAGCUUGUUUGUUUGUUUUCACACAAUCUACCAUUAUACCCAGACGUUGGUGGACAAAACUGCUAUUAGUUUGAUCAAAUAAAUCCACAAACAUUAUUAGGGUGGAGCCAUUUUGCGAGGUGAGCCAUAUCUCGAACUUUAUCGGCUGAAAUUGUAUGAAAUUUAGAGGAGAUUUGGCAGUUACAGAAUUUGUAGAGUGUGAGUAUCCUGUAUAGUUGCUGAAAUCAUUAUUUUAAGGUUGUCAUUAAAAGGGGUUAUGCACAUUUUAUCCAACUUUAUAACACUUUACUGUGACUUUUUAAACACUCAUUAUUUAUAAUUUGUUGCAGCCAAGAUUUGUUGCAAUCUGAUCUGAAAUGUAUGCAGAAAAAUUUGCUGAAUUCUAUUGUAUGAACAAGUUAUAAUGCAGUCAAAUUUGCUGUUUAAUUGUUGAAACAAUUAAAUAUGAAUAAAAUGCUGAA
Centropristis striata (black sea bass) is the source of this 2880-nucleotide messenger RNA. RefSeq names its product citrate lyase beta like (gene clybl). The transcript is spliced from 8 exons. Gene Ontology annotation, molecular function: (S)-citramalyl-CoA lyase activity. Bases 4 to 1035 code for a protein of 343 amino acids. Lineage: Eukaryota; Metazoa; Chordata; Actinopteri; Perciformes; Serranidae. The record is from RefSeq and is a predicted model, not a curated record. Gene Ontology annotation, biological process: regulation of cobalamin catabolic process.